Messenger RNA from Candida tropicalis MYA-3404, 348 nucleotides. It is a transcript of the gene YKE2, whose product is annotated as tubulin-binding prefolding complex subunit. Gene Ontology annotation, molecular function: protein-folding chaperone binding. The transcript has a single exon. Gene Ontology annotation, biological process: protein folding; chaperone-mediated protein complex assembly. Bases 1 to 348 code for a protein of 115 amino acids. The record is from RefSeq and is a predicted model, not a curated record. Gene Ontology annotation, cellular component: prefoldin complex; cytoplasm. NCBI's taxonomy places the organism in Eukaryota, Fungi, Ascomycota, Pichiomycetes, Serinales, Debaryomycetaceae.
AUGUCUGACUUGAAACAACAAUUUGAAACAUUAUCAUUAAAUUUCAAUAAUCAUCAAAAUCAAUUAAAUGAUUUAAUUUCUUCAAGAUCAAAAUUAGAAACUCAAUAUCAAGAAAAUAAAAUAGUUCUACAAGAAUUUGAUAAUCUUAAUGAAGAUUCCAAAAUUUAUAAAUUAACUGGUCCUAUAUUAUUACCACAAGAUUAUAGUGAAGCUAAAAUGAAUGUUAACAAACGUAUUGAAUUUAUAGAAGAUGAAAUUAAAAGAGUAGAAUCCAAAAUUGAAAAUGAAGAAAAUCAAUUAGAAGAAACAAGAACUAAAUUAAUAGCUGUGCGUAGUCAGUUACAAUAA